AUGGCUUUCUUCUAUCAAACAGAUUUAGAGGAAGCUGAAGGAUGCAAAGGAACGAGUACUUCCCUUUCCUGUGUGACUUUUCCUCUCCCCAUUCUGUUUCCACAGCAAUCAGGACUUUAUGAGUAUAAAAUCUUCGGUGGUCUUGCUGACUGUCCCCCAAAACUGUGUGCGGAUGUCUAUAUGGAUUUAGAUUUCAGAAAACAAUGGGAUCAGUAUGUUAAAGAACUGUAUGAGAAAACAUAUGGUGGUGAAAAAGUAAUCUACUGGGAAGUGAAGUACCCUUUUCCUCUCUCAAACAGAGAUUAUGUCUAUAUUCGUGAAUGUCGAGAGAUGGAUGUCGAUGGGCGGAAGAUCUGGGUUGUGUUAGCUCAAAGUGUGUCUGUUCCUCAGUGCCCUGAAAAGCCUGGUAUUAUCAGAGUUAAAAGCUAUAAACAAAGUCUGGCGAUUGAAAGUGAUGGCAAGACUGGAUCUAAAGUCUAUAUGUACUAUUUUGAUAAUCCUGGUGGCAUGAUUCCAUCAUGGCUGGUCAAUUGGGCUGCCAAGAGUGGUGUGCCUACUUUCUUGAAGGAUAUGCAAAGAGCUUGCCGUAAUUAUUCUAAGAGCACAUAGGUCAAAGUUGAUCUGAAUUGUUUAAUUCCUAGAGCUCUGCACUUACAGGAGUGGCUAUUAUUUAUUACACUGGAUAAAAUCUACCAAUAUUGGAAAGAAUUUUAUUUUAGUUGGUUUAUGCCUUGAAUUUUAUUAGGUCUUUUUUUCCAUCUCCAACUGAAGAGCUAGCCACUGACAAGCUAACACCAACACCAGCUGCAGCCUUUGGAAAGUACUUAAGUUUAGCCUUGUCCUCCAUUCUUUGCUUAUGCUGAUUGCCAUGUGUCAGCUAGAGGAGUUCUGCUGAUUGAAAUAUUACAUCCUUGGACAAGAGACAACGAUCUUGCUAGGAAAAACGUCUGAACUUGGACUGAAAGUUCUCUGCACGUGUUAUGCCUGGAUCUGCCUUUGUGGCCUUGCAGGGUGGCUUCCUAUUGGAAUUGAAUAAUGGAACUUACAUUGCUUAGGAGGAAACACUUCUGCUACCCAAGUUUGUCAUUCUUAAACUGUCUGCCUGCUAUAAACCUAAAAAAUGCUGACAGUAUAUGGGUAAAUUACUAGAAGCCUGCAGUAGGAACUGGAACUCUGUGUUACUAAGCUUCCUUGUGAUGGCUUUAAGUCCAGAUAUAAAAGGACUUGUGCCUAAAGCCAUACAUUCACAUCUCAAUACUCUUGUAUGAAAAGUAAAAACUAUUAGUUGUGUCCAGCUAGAAAAAAAGGAGGAGUUGGCUUCCAUGUCUGAUUUAAGGGGAACAAGUUCUGUCUUUAGUCAGUAGCCCUAUCUAUAAAGCAGCUUGGAUACCAACUUUAAAUUGGAAGUAAUUUUAAACUGGAUGCCUACAACUGAAUGCGAAUGAACUUGAUGUGAAACUUGAGCUUGCUUGCAUUUUUAAAUUUCAUGCUGAUGUAAAGAAUGAAACUGUAAUUUUGGAUGGUAAUCCACUAAAAGCACAACUGAGCAGGAAAUUAAAUUUCCAGCACCUUUGUGAGGGGCGGGGCAGGGUGGAGGAUGGAGUGCAUAAAAGGUGAGAGGUCCUCAAUCUCAGGGAUUUAAAAUAUUCUGAAUCAUUGCUAAAUCUAAUCCUGUUACUGAACAAAUCUUGUAAUGGGGUAGCUUUGUCUUCUUAAAAAAAGAAAUGGGUGAAGUGAUUGCCUUUAUACUUUGUGUAAAUAUUUGUUUCCAAUAAAUCAUUAUUCUGUCCAUGCA
Aptenodytes forsteri (emperor penguin) is the source of this 1795-nucleotide messenger RNA. It is a transcript of the gene PCTP, whose product is annotated as phosphatidylcholine transfer protein. The record is from RefSeq and is a predicted model, not a curated record. Gene Ontology annotation, molecular function: phosphatidylcholine intramembrane carrier activity; phosphatidylcholine binding. NCBI's taxonomy places the organism in Eukaryota, Metazoa, Chordata, Aves, Sphenisciformes, Spheniscidae. Bases 1 to 609 code for a protein of 202 amino acids. The transcript has 6 exons.